CGUUGCCACUGGAUGUGGCGGAACGGCGAAGACCCAACGGCACUCCUGGGCCACACUGUUCUCGCAUGGACCCAGCAUUUUUGCUAUUCGUGAAGCAAGUCAGCGUUCACCAGAUCCUGCCAAAGCAACGUCAAGACGCAGAGUCGGUGGGCCUACCACAAGUCAACAGAACAAGAGGGAAUCGACGAAGCGCAAGAGACUUGUUUGGUUCCACAGGACUUUGAAGGACUUUUUGGCAGAUUCUUCCACCCUUCAUUUAGUUUUAGUUCUUAGUCUUGUACGGCAGUGGACAUGCAAUGAUGCCUCCUCACGACAAGUCUUCCAGCGAUGAUGUGUCCGGCAGCGGAAUUGAAGCUCAGCCAACAACGGCUCUGACAAACAGCGCCGAUUCGCCCUCGGCUAAUAGUAAUGCCACCAAACAGAAGAAAAUGAAUCCACCUCCUCUUCCGCCCUUUCUAAUGGGGCCGGCCACAACGGGUUCCUCCGCCGCCACCACUUCCGCCGCCUAUCAUCCCGAUUUUAUGUUUUGUGGUUCUUGUACCACGUGUCAGCCAGCAUCGGGCAGCGAAGAAGCAACGAGCGACAAUUUGGACGACUACUUGACGCAGCCACAAGCUGUGAAAGAUGACGAUGGCAGUGACGAAGGCGAUGUCGAUUCUUCGGCAACACAUCAAACCAGACUACAAAUUACGGGCUUUCCAGCCAACUCGUCGGCGUCGCUACAUGCCCAUUUCUUGUUGAUUCAAUCCUUGCUGCAGCCGUUGGCUGGAGUGGAAUCUGUUGCCAUUCACGACGCGAACAACAACAACAACAACAACAAUUCGACUUUCAAGCAGAAUCAAGUAGUCAUUUCGCAUACCCUCCAGACCUCCCAAUCUCAAUUAGUGGCUGCCUUGAAGCGAGUUGGAUACAGUAGUGAUGUCGUAGAACAAGACAGUGACUACCAAGCCCAGCUAGACGUCGAAGGAAGAAUGGAUCAAUCCGAUCACAGUCAACAACAAGUCGUCCGAUCGCAAUUCCUCGUGGGUGGAAUCUGUUGUGCUAUGGAGAUACCCGUUAUCAGAAAAAUCGUCAAACCACUUGUUGGUGUGGAAACUUUGCAAAUCAACAUUACCACCAAAAUGGUGUAUGUCCAACAUGACGCCCUUGUCAUUGAAGCACAGGACAUUGCUGAUCGGUUGACCAAAGAAGGAUUUCCUUCCAAUAUUGUCAAGGAUGGUGGAGCUCAUGUCAAAACUACCGUCAAUCCUGCAUUUACCGAUGCUGCCAAUGAAUCACGUUCCGUUACCACUUUACAGAUUCAAGGACAGAUUCUCGAGGAGAGUGAUGUUCAUUCGAUACGACAACAACUCGACAAUGCUUCUGGGAUUCACGCUAUUGAUAUUGACGCAAUUGAUGGACUAGUAGUGGUGGAACAUGACUCCAAUCAACUCAAGGCCAUCUCUAUUCCUACACUUGUACAUGGAUAUACGCUGCAAAUUUUGCGGACAGAGCAACAGAGCACCACCAGUAACGGUGCAACCAACAACAACAACAAUAGAUCUGAAUAUGUCGAAUCCACUCUCAUGGUGUCACAUUUGCAGCACGACAAUAUUCCCACUCUUCAAACCAUUUUUCGACAAAAUUACAUUCGAGCUCAAGUGAGAGCAUUCUUUGCACAUGUCCCAUCUCACACCAUCAAAGUCGAACACAAUCCAAAUCUACUCCCCAUUCACGAAAUCCCCAAAUUACUGGAGCAUCACGGAUUAAUGGCAACAGUAGCGGUCGAUGGAAUGGAAGCGGGGUUAAUUUUGCCAGUAACUGGCGAUGAUCUCUACCAUGGCGGGAACGAUGGGGGGAUGAUGGAAGACGACCUGGACACAACCUCCACACUGAAAUCCCAUGUCAUUCUCAGUGGUCUCUUUUGGGUCCUCAGCAUGCUCAGUGUAGCAGGAGGAAUUUUCGUAUACUUUGAAUACUUUGGAUUACUCAGCGUGUUCUUUGGAUUGCCGCCAGUGGCAAGGAAAGCAUGGAGAACAAUUCGCAGACGGCAGUUCGAUUCCAAUUGCAUGAUGGUCACAGCGGCUCUGGGGGCCCUGGCCUUGCAAGAGUUUGACGAAGCCGCAUCCGUUGCGUUCUUGUUCUCGGUGUCAGAGUUUCUGGAAGCCAGGUCGACAUCCAAAGCGCGCAAGGCUUUGAAAAACAUUGUACAGUUGCGCCCGGACCAUGCUUCCGUCAUUCACCCGACAACCAAAGAAAUUUCCAUCAUGCCGGCGUCUCAAGUGCCAGUAGGUAGCAUAUUGUCCGUCAGAACUGGUGACAAAAUUGCCGCCGACGGAGUAGUAGUCGAGGGAAGAUCCACUGUCGACGAAUCCAGUUUGACGGGAGAAUCCAAACCCAUACUGAAACGGGUGGAUGACCCUGUCUCUGGUGGAACUAUCAACGUCGGAAACACUCAGCUGGUAGUCAAAACAACAUCCAGUGUGGAAGACAGCGUAGUCUCACGAUUGAUCAAAGUGGUCGAGGAUGCACAAAGCUGCAGGAGCAUGACAGAAAAGAUGAUUGACAAAUUUGCAAAGUCUUACACGCCACUGGUCGUGUUAAUGGCAGGCGUCAUGUGCACCGUCCCAUGGAUUUUUGGACCUGAAACUGGACGUUAUUGGACUCUGAAUGGACUCAUUAUCAUUGUGAUUGCCUGUCCUUGUUCCCUGACAAUCAGCACCCCCGUCACAUAUGCUGCCGGAUUGGCAAACACUGCACAACGAGGAAUCAUUGUCAAGGGCGGGGCUCAUUUGGAAGCCCUCGGAGGAGUCGAAGUAGUUUGUUUUGAUAAGACAGGUACCCUCACCCACGGUCAGUUCCAUGUCGACAAUCUGACAGAUAUUGGGACUGCACGCUCUCGCAGAGAAAUGCUGGAACUGUUAGCUAUCAUGGAGGCACCUUCCAGUCAUCCAUUGUCGGCAACCUUGGUGAGGGCAGCUCGAAAGGAGGGAGUGUCAAUUCCCAGGCAUGCGGAUGUUUCCUUGCACACAGUUUUGAAAGGCGAAGGGGUAACAGCACAUGUCAACGGGAAACAGGUGUAUGUUGGAAACAGACGACUGUUUGAACGCAUCAACAUGUACGGCAACUUGCCUUUGGAGAACCAAAACGCUGCAACCGAAUGGUCCAACAAUGGCGCCACUGUCGGUUUCAUUGGAAUUGAAGGCGAAGGGAUCAUUGGGGCAUUUUCAAUGGUAGAUACGAUUCGGGAAGACGCAUACGACACUGUCCAGUCACUGCUCGCAAACAACAUCGAUGUCGUCAUGCUGACUGGUGACGGCGAAGGAGCAGCAAAUGCGGUGGCUAGGCAGUUGGGGCUCCCUACCGCUUCCGUUCACAGUCAGUUGCUUCCAGAAGACAAGCUGCACUACGUGGGAAGUAUGAUACGGCCUGAACCGUCCCGCUGUGGCCCGUUCAAAGCGAAAUCGAAAGUACUAUUCAUUGGCGACGGCAUCAAUGACGCUCCAGCGCUGGCAGUGGCUGAUGUUGGUGUCUCCAUGGGAGAUGGAGCUGCUGCCUUGGCCAUGGAGAUUAGUGAUGUCACACUGAUGGACUCCAGCCUUUCGAAGCUGUUGUACGUCAUCAACAUGGGCGACCGUGUUGUCAGCACUAUCCAAGAGAACAUUGCGUUUAGUCUUUUGUCGAAGCUCCUGGUGGUGGCUUUAACGUUCGCUGGCAAAAUGACGCUUUUCGGAGCAAUUGCAUCAGAUGUUGGCGUCAUGCUAAUGGUGACCCUUAACGGCAUGAAGUUGCUCCCAGCGAGCUCCGAUGUGGAAUUGACAAAACCAAGAAGAAGAAUACUCAGUCCCAAGUUCGGGGGCAAGUCCGACUAUGAUGUGGUUAAAACAGAUACCGACGUCUACGGGGAGAGUGUGGAGUUGAGUGAUGUUCGUGGUCGUGAAAAGACGAAUGGCUCGAGCGAUGAGCGGCCCGAGCUUGUUCCUGAGAUUGUCUAGCUCGCUAGCACUAUUCAGUAAAAGCGGACAUAAACCCUCAUGUAGUGUACUGAACUGACCUUAGCGAUAGCGACUUCAAGGGCGAAAGCGCACAACCAGUCGCAGGCCCAUGCCCCUCGAAGGCGCAGGGGUGGAGUUUCCAGUCGGCAGAGGGAAUGCCAAGCAAAGCGCUUCUUCUCUCGAGCCCCCUUUCCUCUUCCUCAAGAACUCGUCAAGGGUUCGCACGCCGACUUCUUCAAUCGUUGCACCUUUGAGUUUGAUGCCCCUCCACCAUGGCUGCUGGCUUUGUUACUUUUCUUCUAGCUAAUGUGUUACUAGUAUUGAUUGUUCAUGUAAGAGUUUGAAUGCAACCUCAACUACAAGGAUUACGG
This is a messenger RNA of Seminavis robusta, 4345 nucleotides long. The record is from the annotation of a GenBank genome assembly. Lineage: Eukaryota; Bacillariophyta; Bacillariophyceae; Naviculales; Naviculaceae.